AUGGCUUCUUUCUCAGUGCCACUACAGUUUCUACUACUUCUUCUUCUAGCUCGAGCCGUGUAUUCGUCUUCUGAUUACUUAAUCGGAGUCGGAAGCUACGACAUUACUGGUCCUGCCGCCGAUGUAAACAUGAUGGGAUACGCAAACUCCGAUCAAAUCGCGUCUGGGAUUCAUUUCCGGUUACGAGCUCGGGCUUUCAUCGUCUCAGAUCCCCAAGGUAAUCGCGUCGCGUUUGUCAAUCUAGACGCCUGUAUGGCGUCACAGAUCGUCACCAUCAAAUUGCUCGAACGACUCAAAGCAAGAUAUGGUGAUGUUUACACAGAGAAGAAUGUAGCAAUAAGUGGGAUUCACACGCAUGCUGGACCAGGAGGUUAUCUUCAAUAUGUCACAUAUAUUGUGACGUCUCUUGGAUUUGUUCGUCAAUCUUUUGACGUACUCGUUGAUGGUAUCGAGCAAAGCAUUAUCCAAGCUCACCAAACUCUACGUCCUGGUUCUGUUUUUGUAAACAAAGGAGAUCUUUUGGAUGCCGGUGUGAAUCGGAGUCCGAGUUCUUAUCUGAACAAUCCUGCAGCUGAGAGGAGUAAAUAUAAGUAUAAUGUUGAUAAAGAAAUGACAUUGCUUAAGUUUGUUGAUUCUGAGUUGGGACCUAUUGGGAGCUUUAACUGGUUUGCUACUCAUGGGACUUCUAUGAGCCGGACUAACUCGUUGAUAAGUGGCGAUAACAAAGGCGCUGCAGCGCGUUUUAUGGAAGAUUGGUUUGAGGCGAAUGGUCAGAAGAAGAAUUCAGAUAGCUUGAGACAAAUCCCUCGGCGUGUAUCAACUAUUGUUUCUGAUUUGAGCAGAAACUAUAGCAAACUUUUGGAUAUUGCAGCUUCUUUCAAGUCAUCUAGAGGACAACGUGUGGCGAAGUCACUUGAUGCUAAAGUCCGAGUAAGAAACGGUUCAAAGCGUAGAUUCGUCUCUGCAUUCUGUCAAUCAAACUGUGGUGAUGUGAGUCCAAAUACUCUUGGAACAUUUUGCAUUGACACUGGACUGCCUUGUGAUUUCAAUCACAGUACCUGCAACGGGAAGAACGAAUUGUGCUAUGGCCGUGGCCCCGGGUACCCUGAUGAGUUUGAGAGUACACGUAUCAUUGGAGAAAAGCAAUUCAAAAUGGCAGUGGAACUAUAUAACAAAGCUAGUGAGAAGCUGCAGGGGAAAAUCGGUUACCAACAUGCGUAUAUAGAUUUCUCGAAGCUUGAAGUCACGGUUCCUAAAGCAGGCGGCGGCUCUGAGACGGUUAAAACAUGUCCAGCUGCAAUGGGAUUUGGUUUUGCUGCUGGCACAACUGAUGGUCCAGGUGCUUUCGAUUUCAAACAAGGAGAUGAUAAGGGUAAUGCCUUUUGGAGAGUAGUAAGGAACGUGUUAAGAACUCCAGGUCCUGAACAAGUUCAAUGCCAAAAACCAAAACCGAUUUUACUUGACACCGGUGAGAUGAAGACACCAUACGACUGGGCGCCUUCGAUUCUUCCGAUUCAGAUACUUCGCAUUGGUCAGUUAGUCAUCCUCAGUGUCCCCGGAGAGUUCACAACAAUGGCUGGAAGGCGUCUCCGUGAUGCCGUAAAGUCUUAUCUCAUCUCUUUGGACAACAAAGAAUUUGGCAACAACCUCCAUGUUGUAAUCGCAGGUCUCACCAACACGUAUUCUCAAUACAUCGCCACUUUCGAAGAGUACGAGGUUCAAAGAUACGAGGGAGCUUCAACGCUAUACGGACCACACACACUCACUGCCUAUAUACAAGAGUUUAAGAAACUAGCCACAGCUUUAGUCAACGGUCAAACACUCCCACGUGGUCCCCAACCACCUGACCUUCUAGACAAACAGAUUAGUUUACUAACACCUGUGGUCGUUGACUCUACUCCUCUAGGAGUCAGCUUCGGUGACGUCAAAGCCGAUGUUCCUCCAAAGUCAACGUUCAGACGAGGUCAACAAGUCAACGCGACGUUCUGGUCAGGAUGUCCUCGAAACGAUCUGAUGACGGAAGGAUCUUUCGCGGUGGUUGAGACGUUGCGUGAUGGAGGGAAGUGGGUUCCAGUGUACGACGACGAUGACUUUAGUCUCAAGUUUAAGUGGUCGAGACCAGAAAAACUGAGCCCGGAGAGCCACGCCACGGUGGAGUGGAGGAUACCGGAAUCCGCGGUUGCCGGAGUUUACAGAAUAAGACAUUACGGAGCUUCUAAGUCUCUGUUUGGUUCCAUUAGUAGCUUCUCUGGUUCUUCUAGCGCUUUUGUAGUUGUAUGA
Arabis nemorensis is the source of this 2280-nucleotide messenger RNA. Lineage: Eukaryota; Viridiplantae; Streptophyta; Magnoliopsida; Brassicales; Brassicaceae. The record is from the annotation of a GenBank genome assembly.